Messenger RNA from Angiostrongylus costaricensis, 321 nucleotides. The record is from the annotation of a GenBank genome assembly. Lineage: Eukaryota; Metazoa; Nematoda; Chromadorea; Rhabditida; Metastrongylidae.
AUGGCACCUGGUGCAGCUGCUCAGGUCUCCGGUAUUGCACCGAGUGCAGCUGCAGCCAGAGGAUUUGUGUUUGAAGUUCUCGAACAACAAGGUCAUGCUGCCGGCCUCCACGACCCCAUAAUUCAAAUAAUUUUGGGUCAGCUCACUGUAAGAAUAAACUACGAACCACUGCAGUGCGUUGAAGUAGAAGUUAACCGUCCUAGUGCUAACCUUGGAAAUCCGAUUGAUGGUGGGCUUGCAGCACUCAACGGACGAUCGGCAGAUUUGGAAUCUGAAGUGAGGAAAUACUUGUACUGCCAAGAAAAUAUCACAGGUGGCUGA